AAAGACUUAUUGACAGUCAACGGGAAAAUCCAGGUUAAUACACGGACAUGUUCAACUAGCUGGAUGUAGACAAAGUCUAUUUUAUACUGUCGUGGGUCAACUCGGAGCUUGUAUGAAGAGUCAUCUUUGCUCGGAAUAUCUGCUUUCAGGCCGCUGUCCGAUAUUCGUGGACGGCCCCCGCUGAAAGUGAAUGGGUGUCAAAUCAAGUGCCAGGGAGUCAAGUUUUGGAACGCAUCUGACUCGACUACUACCUGAAGCUCCUGAGGGUUGAUCGGCGCUGGCUCGUUCCCGAUAUCGUAUAAGUGUAGAGAUACUUAUCAUUCGAUCAAGGGUCAUUUGAACAUGUGGAAGGUUUAAGUGGACCCGAAACAGCACGGAACACGAAAAAAGCAUCUCUGGCUCAGAAAUGGCGCGGUUGUCUUUAUCUUUCAAAGGACAGAACCUUAGGCACUCGACCCUCAUUCGCAACGCGACCCCCUGGACAAAAGCAAAAAGCAUCGCUCCUGAAAUUCUUCAUCGUUUCCCGGGUCGCACGAUGGCACGAUGGUGUACUCAUACUCAAUAUCAGCCGGAUCUUAUCAGAUAAGGAUCUUGUAAUCUGUCCUGGUCUAUGGCAGAAGGAGAGAGGUAUUCACCACCGGGGACGAGCUGUCCAUUGAAAAGUGUAUGCAGAUGUAUGGAGCGAAGUAACGGGAUUAUGCGAUUUCUAGCAAAGUACCCUUUGGUCCUAUACAGUUGACCACUGUCCACUAGUGACUAGUGAAUCUUCACAAAUCCUCUUUUUCUCCAGCUCCUCUACUCUCUGCAAACCUUCGACCAUGAGCUCGACCACGCCACAGGUCAACAGCCAGGAAAUCUGGACUCGCGAGGAUGAUUACCAAAAUUCCUUCCUCAUUCCUCAAGACGAUGCGCUCGAUUUCGCCACGGAGAACAGCUCCAAGAAUGAAUUGCCCCAGAUUGCGGUCAGCCCUGCUCAAGGAAAGUUUCUGUACCUGAUCGCAAAGUCUAUCGGUGCAAAAAGGGUGUUGGAAGUGGGCACUCUCGGAGGGUAUUCCGCCAUCUGGCUAUCUCGCGCCCUCCCUCCUGAUGGAGAUUUAGUCACUCUCGAAUCAGAGGAGAAACAUGCCAUGGUCGCGCGCCAGAACCUUGAUAACGCGGGCGCAGACAUAUCUGCACGCGUCAAGAUCAUUUUGGGAUCUGCAACCGAUUCUCUUGUUCAGCUCAAAUGCGUACCUCGACCUUUUGAUCUGGCGUUCAUCGACGCGGACAAGAGUGGUUUUCUGACUUAUUACACGGAAGCGAAAAGGCUUGUUAGGUCUGGUGGUGUGAUUUUGAUUGAUAACAUGGUUCGUCGAGGCGGACCUUCCGACCCUACAAACACAGAGCCGGCCAAUGUGAAAAUCAGGGAGCUUCUGCAGCUCAUUAAAGACGACAAAGAAGUGGAGGCCACAACGAUUUCGACUGUUGGCGUUAAAGGAUAUGAUGGAUUCACCUAUAUCCUCCGCAAGUAA
Marasmius oreades (fairy-ring Marasmius) is the source of this 1511-nucleotide messenger RNA. RefSeq lists its product as uncharacterized. Gene Ontology annotation, molecular function: O-methyltransferase activity; S-adenosylmethionine-dependent methyltransferase activity. The record is from RefSeq and is a predicted model, not a curated record. Bases 819 to 1511 code for a protein of 230 amino acids. NCBI's taxonomy places the organism in Eukaryota, Fungi, Basidiomycota, Agaricomycetes, Agaricales, Marasmiaceae. The transcript is spliced from 8 exons.